GUUUAUUUGAACGCAUAAAUGAGUCACAGAUGCAGUACGCCAACAGGAAGGAAGGAUGUGAUUUUGAAGUCGAGAGUUCUGGGAGUAUGGCCUUCUCUGAAUCUCGUCGGAUGAUCUACGAGUUGGAGAAUGUUCGACUUACGCAUUAAAUCAAUAUAAGGGGCAGAAGGAGAGUUGCAUUCUGGUAAUGUUGUCAUGGGCCAGCUGAUGUCACAAAGCUGAUAAGCGAAGAUAAGAUAAAUAGGUACGAUAUACUCGCAUUGCUAUUGAUGUAAUAAUGGCAAAUGUCAGAUGCUGCGAUGCAGUUGUUGGUGUAGUGAAGAUAGUGUGUGAUACAAAGCAAUGACUUGACAUUUAGUUUUGGUUCGUGGAGCCAUGAUUUUCACUGAACUCUUCAGUUACAUUACGCUACAUACCUACAUUGCACUGUCAAGAAUCAGUUCAAAGCUAACCACUUUGUACUCAUUGUCCACCUGCUUGUUUACAAUCUCAAUAUUCCUGCUAUCGAUAAUAAUACUGUUCAUCACACACUGGAAGCACCAAAAAAUUCUAACAGUGAAACGAAUAGAAGCAGAUGAAGAUGCUGUUCUGCCAACCACGUCUUUGAUGGACUAUCCUGAAUCGUAUAGAUCGAGGCAUACUACACCAUUCAGUUCUGUGGACGAGUUAAAUAGGAAAAGUGUUUAUAGUUUUUAUGAUAAUGUGCCUACGAACUAUGAGAACCAUUACCAUGUAAAGUACUUACGAAGAUCUGAUAUUGUUUAAAAUGAAUAAAAGCUAGGAACCAUA
This is a messenger RNA of Acanthoscelides obtectus, 789 nucleotides long. The record is from the annotation of a GenBank genome assembly. Lineage: Eukaryota; Metazoa; Arthropoda; Insecta; Coleoptera; Chrysomelidae.